Molecule: messenger RNA, 762 nt
Organism: Bipolaris victoriae FI3
Lineage: Eukaryota; Fungi; Ascomycota; Dothideomycetes; Pleosporales; Pleosporaceae
Exons: 5
Coding region: 1-762 (253 amino acids)
Molecular function (GO): fatty acyl-CoA hydrolase activity
Source: RefSeq, a predicted model, not a curated record
AUGCCACCAUUACUGCGCUCAAUUGUCUGUGGGGUGAAGCCAACUAGGCAGCUUCCAAGUGUACAGCGUGUCUCUUUCCAGCGGUAUCAGUCGACGUCAAGUGAUAACGCACCUGCCACAGCUGUUCUCAGUCCAAGAUGGCUCUCAGAUGUCAAGCUGCGCAUUGGAAAGUGCAUUAGUUUUGGAAUCAAUCCAGCACAAGUCGAGGAGGCCGGCUCGAUAUUGCAAGAGACAUCGGAAGAUUGUCACGUGAACAAUGUCAUGUACAAUCGAUAUGCUGAGUCUGCCCGGGUCAACUGGACACUGAAUUUUGCGGCUAGCGACCCGCAGCAUCGGGCUGAGUGGUUGGAGCUCAUGACGCCGAAAAGCAUUGGCUUGAUUCUGCGGAGCAUCAAGACUGACUACAAAUUUCCAAUGACAUGGCCAGACAGGGUCACGGUACUCCACAAACUCCGCAACAAGCCUAGUCAAGGCAGUGAUCAUUUCAUUCUCGAUGUCAUGAUUCUAUCAGAGGCACAUCGCCGUCCGGCAGCGCGUUGUAUUGAAGACAUUGUAGUUUACGACUACAAGGCGGCCAGAAAGUCACCACUACCACCUUUUAUGAUUGAAAAGUUCCAGGAAACGUUCAACUUGCAGGAGCAAGCCAAGGCAAGAAACAGUGGUAGGGUUAAGGGGCUAUUGGAUAGGGUGAGAGCAUUGGAGAAGGGCAGCUGGGAUAGACCAGAUGCUAAGGAGGACUUUGGAAGUGCGAAUGAUGCAUAA